Messenger RNA from Cordyceps militaris CM01, 1977 nucleotides. Its product is annotated as Fungal specific transcription factor. Gene Ontology annotation, cellular component: nucleus. Lineage: Eukaryota; Fungi; Ascomycota; Sordariomycetes; Hypocreales; Cordycipitaceae. The coding region runs from base 1 to 1977 and encodes 658 amino acids. The transcript is spliced from 3 exons. The record is from RefSeq and is a predicted model, not a curated record. Gene Ontology annotation, molecular function: zinc ion binding; DNA binding. Gene Ontology annotation, biological process: DNA-templated transcription.
AUGGACGCCAGCCCCAAGGACAACGGCCAGUGCAAUCGCCAGUGGCCUUGUAAUCACUGUCAGAAACGUAAAGUCGCAGAUCGAUGUCGCUUUUCCCCCACGGCCGCCGCAACCUCAGAACGAACGCCCUCGAGCGACACCCGAAAGCGCAACCGCAUUCGCGAUGAGCAGCCCGAGUCUAGCUCCGAUGACGAUGAUACAGACGAUUUCGCGGCUAUCGGCUAUGGAGGUGCACAUUUCUUCUCCAACCUCGAGGUUCAAACCGAGACUAACCCCUUUCCAACAGACUCUCUGGUGCAGAAUUUCCUCUCUCGUGUCAACUACCAUUACUAUAUCAUAUACCCCCCGGCAUUUUUGCAGGAAUAUCGCGAGUGGUGGAUCGCCCGCUUUGCUUCUCAACCUCUUGGCCUCCAAUGGACUUGUCUCUUGCUCAUGGUAUGCGCCUGCUCGGCCCAGUAUACAGAUCCCGAUUUGAAGAGAAAGCUCGAAACGGAACUUGGCGAACCGAUAUUCUGCCUCUCCAACAACUACCACAAUGCCGCCCGCGAACUACACUCCGUCAUCCCCAUCAGCAGCAACCACAUCCUUAACGUCCAACACCUCUUGCACUCUAGCUAUUGGUACAAGUCAGAGGCUCGUUUCGUCGAGUCUUGGCAUGCGCUCAGCACUGCAAUUCGCGAAGCCCAGGCUUUGGGCAUGCACCAAGAUCAGCUCGCCGGCUCAAUCUCAGAGUUCGACUAUGAGAUGCGCAGACGUCUAUGGUGCGUAUUAGAUACCUGGGACUGGCAAAUCUCAGCGCUCUUGUCCCGACCAAAGCUCAUUGACCGCUCCGAGUGUAUGGUGUCGCUUCCUGCGCUCACCUUGGAAAGUUAUUCGCCUUCGCCUUUGCUCCACAUGAAGCUGCAGUCUGAACUCAUUGGCGAGUUAGCGAGACGCUUCGGUUCCCCGCGAGAAGUCACAUCCCCUGCUCAGAUUGAUCAAUACACUAGCGUCAUUCUUGACUGGAUGCAAAGAUUCCCGCAAGCCUACAAAUUCGAGAAGCCCGACAGAUCAAUCGACCUCAAAUACAGCUGGGUUACCCUGCAUCGUCACUACUUACAUACCAUGGCCUAUUCUAUGCUGUUAGAUCCAUUGCGCGCUUACAUGGCGAGGCGAAUAACAGCAAAUUCGCCACCUGACGACUUGAGGAUACGCGACGAGGGCAUAGCCUACACGCUGAAGCUAAUGUCAGCCCUAUCCGAGUUCUUCGACUUCUUGUAUCCUAAGGAUGCCAAGUUUCACCGGGCUUUGUUUUCCAUCUUCGACACCGCUGCCGUCCUCUGCUCUGUCAUUUUGCACGACGAGGACCGCUGUAUACCGAGCCGGCAGGAGAUUCUCUUGGCCAUUGAAUCCGCUAGAUGCAUGCUACAACGCUUGGCAACCGAAACCCGCACUGCGAAAACGUCGUACGAAAUACUGUCAAGAUUGGCGAAACGAAUUGAAAAUCCCUACCUCCCUCCGAGGAUGGUCGACCACCACCACAAACGAGUCAGGGCGACCGAGGAAUCGCUCACCCCACCCUCUAUCCAACACGGCGAUGUAUCUGUCGGCUCCAGCGAUGUGGGAAGCGCUGACGACUUUGACCGGUACUCGACCUCCCCCGUUGGAAGCAGCGGCAUGGCCCAGAACAUCGCUGGUGCCUCGCCCGCCUACGGCUCCGGAUUCUUGGAGAUGUCGGGGGGCUUUGCGAUGCCAAAUACGAUGGCGCCUGUCCAUGAUGGAUACAAUGGAACAUAUGGCAUGCUGCCGGCCACACAUAUACUGACCGAUGGCAUUUUGAUGCCCGCGCCACUAAAUGCAUUCUUACCGCCCACCCCUCGCGAAUCGUGCGCGCAGCUCUCUUUCGAUGGCUUCUCAGAGGAGCAGCUAGGCGAUCUGGCAGCUCUUUGGAAUUACCAAAGUCUAGAUCUCAAUUUUGUUCCCUGCCAAAACGUCUAA